AUGAAAGCUAAGAGGGUUCUAGACAAAAUGAAAGCUAAGGGGGUUCAAAAUAAAAUGAAAGCUAAGAAGCUUGGAAAGUGUAAGGUUGAUCUCCCAUUCCGAGUUGAAGAGUCAACUUUGGAGAAUUUUUUCCAUGGGAGUUGGGCUACUUCCAACACUAUAUGUGUUCUACUUGGAUUGAGCUGUGGUGCAAAUAUUGCAGACUAUGUAGCUCGAAAAGCUGUUGAGGCAGGCAAGCUGCUGUAUCCCGUUAAAGUUGUGGCACAGGUCCUGAUGUACCCAUUCUUCUUUGGAAGUGUCCCUACGCAUUCUGAGCUAAAGUUGGCAAACUCCUACUUCUAUGACAAGUUUAUGUGCAUAUUUGCAUGGAAACUAUUCUUACCCGAGGAAGAGUUCAGUCUGGACCACCAAACUGCCAACCCCCUUAUCUCAGAUCAUGGGCCUCCUUUAAAACUCAUGCCCCCAACAUUGACAGUGGUGGCAGAACAUGAUUGGAUGAGAGAUCGGGCCAUUGCUUACUCAGAGGAGCUACGGAAGGUUAAUGUAGAUGCUCCUGUUCUUGAUUAUAAAGAUACAGUUCAUGAAUUUGCAACCCUUGACACGCUUCUAAAGACUCCACAGGCUCAGGCCAGUGCAGAGGAUAUUGCCAUCUGGGUCAUUCAAGAAAUUCAUCUCACUUCGAGGUCAUGA
This is a messenger RNA of Quercus lobata, 690 nucleotides long. Its product is annotated as probable carboxylesterase 11. The record is from RefSeq and is a predicted model, not a curated record. The transcript has 3 exons. Lineage: Eukaryota; Viridiplantae; Streptophyta; Magnoliopsida; Fagales; Fagaceae. Gene Ontology annotation, molecular function: hydrolase activity. Bases 1 to 690 code for a protein of 229 amino acids.